Messenger RNA from Ziziphus jujuba (common jujube), 2292 nucleotides. RefSeq names its product extensin-2-like. Bases 1 to 1935 code for a protein of 644 amino acids. Gene Ontology annotation, biological process: plant-type cell wall organization. The transcript is spliced from 4 exons. Gene Ontology annotation, molecular function: structural constituent of cell wall. The record is from RefSeq and is a predicted model, not a curated record. NCBI's taxonomy places the organism in Eukaryota, Viridiplantae, Streptophyta, Magnoliopsida, Rosales, Rhamnaceae.
AUGGAACUCGAGAGAUAUAAUCAACAUCAUCAUCUGAUUGUGGAGAUAAUCAACAAUAAGUCACCACCACCUCCAUCUCCAUCCCCACCUCCUCCUUACGCUCUUCCAUAUGUUUACCAAUCCCCACCACCACCAUCUCUGUCACCACCUCCUCCUUAUGUUUAUCAAGCUCCACCUCCACCAUCCCCAUCCCCACCUCCGUCCUAUGUUUACCAAUCUCCACCUCCACCAUCUCCAUCACCUCCUCCUCCAUAUGUUCACCAAUCUCCACUACCACCAUCUCCAUCGCCACCUCUUCCUUAUGUUUACCAAUCUCCACCACCACCACCACCACCACCACCACCAUAUGUCUACAAGUCUCCUCCACAACCUUCUUCAUCUCCACCACCUCCUCCCUAUGUUCACCAAUCCUCACCUCCACCAUCACCAUUGCCACCUCCACCUUAUGUUUACCAAUCUCCUCCUCCACCAACUCCAUCACCACCUUCUCCAUCACCUUCUCUCCCUCCUUAUAUUUAUAAGUCACCUCCUCUACCAUCACCACCACCUCCUUACAAUUAUCAAUCCUCAGCUCCUCCUCCAUAUAUCUACAAGUCCCCACCUCCUCCAUCUCCGUUGCCUCCUCCACCAUAUGUUUACAAGUCACCACCACCUCCUUACGUCUAUAACUCCCCACCUCCACCAUCCCCCUCGCCUCCUCCUCCAUAUGUCUAUAAAUCACCACCACCAUCCCCCUCAUCUCCGUCACCCCCACCACCAUAUUACUACAACUCUCCUCCACCACCAUCCCCAUCGCCCCCACCUCCAUACUACUAUAAAUCAUCACCACCACCUUCACCAUCUCUUCCACCUUACUACUACAAGUCUCCUCCACCACCAACUAUGGCCAAGUUUUGGCCUCUUAUGAUAUAUGCUUGGGCAGUAUGCUUCAUGGCAACCAAUGUAGCUGCUACUUCCAAACCUUAUAUUUAUGCAUCUCCACCUCCUCCACCUUAUGUUUACAAGUCUCCUCCACCACCAUCUCCGCAUCGACUUCCUCCUUACAUCUACAAGUCUCCGCCUCCUCCUUCACCUUCCCCUCCACCUCCACCUAAGCAUUACUAUAAGUCUCCUCCUCCACCUCCUAAGUACCACUACAAAUCACCACCUCCUCCAUCACCAUCACCUCCCCCACCUUAUAUUUACAAGUCCCCACCACCACCAUCUCCAUCCCCACCUCCUCCAUACAUUUACAAAUCUCCUCCCCCAUCUCCAUCACCUCCCCCUCCAUAUGUCUAUAAGUCACCACCUCCACCAUCCCCAUCACCGCCACCCCCUUACGUCUAUAGGUCCCCACCGCCACCAUCACCUUCACCACCACCUCCAUACGUCUACAAGUCUCCACCACCACCAUCACCAUCCCCGCCACCUCCUUAUGUGUAUAAGUCACCACCUCCACCAUCACCAUCACCACCCCCUCCUUACAUCUACAAAUCCCCCCCACCUCCUUCUCCUUCACCCCCACCUCCCUAUGUCUACAAGUCUCCACCACCCCCAUCCCCAUCACCACCCCCUCCCUAUGUCUACAAAUCACCUCCACCUCCAUCCCCAUCACCGCCACCUCCUUAUGUAUACAAGUCCCCACCACCACCAUCUCCAUCCCCACCACCUCCAUACGUCUACAAAUCCCCACCUCCACCAUCUCCUUCACCACCACCUCCAUAUGUCUACAUAUCCCCACCUCCUCCAUCUCCCUCACCACCUCCUCCAUAUGUUUACAAGUCCCCACCUCCACCAUCCCCAUCCCCACCACCUCCUUAUAUGUACAAGUCUCCACCGCCCCCAUCUCCAUCACCACCACCUCCCUACGUCUACAAGUCUCCGCCUCCACCAUCCCCAUCGCCUCCUCCUCCAUACCUUUACAAAUCACCACCUCCACCUCCCCUUGUAUACUAAAUUAAUUAGUCAACAAUUUCUGCUUUAUUUAUGUUUCUGGUUGUUUGUAAUGAAUAAUCGCAGGUGCAAGAAGAAUCCUGCAUUUCUUUCUUGUCAAAUGAUUUAUAAUAUUCGUUGAUUAUUAGUUAUGUCGCGAAGAAUAAGGGAAUUGGGACGUAAAGGGGCAUGAAGCUGGGCUUGAGCGGCUUUAAUUUCCUGUCUAGUUUGUUCAGUGUGAUUAAUUUCUAUACUUUUGUACUCUCAUGUGUUCAAAUUUAAUUGAUUUGUACUAUCCAUAAGAUUUAUAUGUCAGUUUAUUAAUUAAUUAAAAGAAAAAAAGAUUUGUUUCUAUGUAUAAUUUAUUUAAUUUUGCGGGAA